GGGCACGUUUUUAAGAUAAGAUUAUAUAGCUCUAGGAUUUACUAGUUCAUCGUUGUCCGCAAAAGUAACACAACCACGUUGGAAACAAACCAAGCACUUCAACAUGGCCCCACAACUCGCUUGGAUAGGCCUCGGCAAUAUGGGCAGGGGAAUGUGUAAGAAUCUGGUAGAGAAGGGAAACCUCGACAAACCACUUAUUGUAUUUAAUCGGACGAAGCAGCGAGCGGAAGAUCUCGCCACCAAACUCGGCUCCAAGACCAGAGUCGUAGACACUAUCAACGAUGCGGCUAAAGAGUCAGACAUUAUUUUCAUGUGUCUGGGCGACGAUGCUGCCGUGAACUCUGCCGUGGAUAAGAUCCUGGAAGAAGACGUGAAGGGCAAGCUGGUCGUUGAUUGUUCGACUGUGCACCCAGACACCACCAACGCGCUUGAAAAGAGGAUUACAGAGAAGGGUGCUGAGUUUGUCGGGAUGCCUGUCUUUGGUGCCCCAGCCAUGGCUGACAACGGCCAACUCGUCUGCGUCAUCGCGGGCACCUCAUCCGCCUGCUCAAAAGUCACCCCGUACACAAAGGGCGUAAUGGGCCGCGCCGACGUCGACUUCUCCGGUCAGCCAGCCGGCAACGCCACCCUCCUCAAAGUAAUCGGCAACACAUUCAUUCUAAACAUGGUCUCGCAACUCUCCGAAGGCCACGUUCUGGCAGAGAAAUCCGGUCUCGGCGUUGAUAAUCUGCACACCUUUAUUUCCACAAUGUUUCCCGGCCCUUAUACCGCCUACUCCCAACGGAUGCUUCAGGGUGACUACUAUCAGCGUGAGGAGCCCCUAUUCCAUAUCGACCUGGCACGGAAGGAUGCGAGACAUGCGAGGGACCUUGCGGACAGGAGUGGGAGUAGUGUUAAGAUGCUAGGGCUGGCGCAGGAGAGACUGGAAAGGGUCAAAGAGGAGUUGGGGGAUAAGGGGGACAUCCCAAGUGUGUAUGGGGUUGUGAGAAAAGAAAGUGGUCUAGAGUUCAAGAACAAGGGUUGAGUGAUGAGAUAGAUGCGAAUAUCUUCAGACUCAUGCAGAGAGAAUGACUGCGGAAGCUUCGUUCGAGAAAUAGUGACCUCAAUCCGUGGUUACCGUGCCAAUUUCUCCUGUACCUGUGUCGCCCGGCGUAUCCAGUUGCUCCUGCGAAUCACUCCCACUAGGACCGCCCGCCAAAUGUGCCAUCUUCGUUUUAACGCUACGG
Molecule: messenger RNA, 1226 nt
Organism: Cucurbitaria berberidis CBS 394.84
Lineage: Eukaryota; Fungi; Ascomycota; Dothideomycetes; Pleosporales; Cucurbitariaceae
Exons: 3
Coding region: 104-1024 (306 amino acids)
Molecular function (GO): NADP binding; oxidoreductase activity, acting on the CH-OH group of donors, NAD or NADP as acceptor; NAD binding
Source: RefSeq, a predicted model, not a curated record